Molecule: messenger RNA, 1645 nt
Organism: Cloeon dipterum
Lineage: Eukaryota; Metazoa; Arthropoda; Insecta; Ephemeroptera; Baetidae
Product: fork head domain transcription factor slp2-like
Exons: 2
Coding region: 117-1232 (371 amino acids)
Biological process (GO): regulation of transcription by RNA polymerase II
Cellular component (GO): nucleus
Molecular function (GO): sequence-specific double-stranded DNA binding; DNA-binding transcription factor activity
Source: RefSeq, a predicted model, not a curated record
CAGUUGAACCUGGACUGUUGAUGCGGUCGGACGCGCUCUGUUAGCCUAUUUUUUCCAAGUUUAGCGCUGAGGACCCACCGGGCACCCUUGAACACAGCCUCGGGUAUGUCACCAUCAUGGUGAACAGUGUAGUCAUGAUGCCCGCUAGCAAGCUGAUCCCAGAGAUGGCUCACACUCCGAUCAAGUUUUCGUUUAGCAUCAGUUCCCUACUGCCAGAAACUGCCAGCCGGCCGCCGAGUCCCGCCAGGCCGACCUCCGCGGCAUCGUCCGUAUCCGACUUGGAGCUGGACGUGACCGGGAGCGACUCGCCGCCGCCUCCGCAGACGUCGUCCAGCCCCGGCACCGAGAGGGCCGACGGCAAGGACGAGCCCAGCGGCAAGGAGGGCAAGAAAAACGAAAAGCCGGCUUAUAGUUAUAACGCUCUUAUCAUGAUGGCCAUCAGGCAGUCGCCGGAAAAGAGACUCACGCUCAACGGCAUCUACGAGUUCAUCAUGAAAAACUUCCCUUACUACCGUGAUAACAAGCAAGGCUGGCAAAACUCGAUCCGACACAACCUCAGCCUCAACAAGUGCUUCGUCAAAGUGCCCAGACACUACGACGACCCUGGCAAAGGCAACUACUGGAUGCUCGAUCCGUCCAGUGAGGACGUCUUCAUCGGGGGCACGACGGGCAAGCUGCGGAGGCGGUCCACGGCCGCCUCCAGGAACCGGCUGGCCGCUUUCAAGCGGACGGUUGGCUUAUACCCCGGCCCCUACGCGCCGACGUGGGCAGGACUGGCCUCUCCUCUCGGCCAACUCUACUGCAAUCCUAUCUAUAGGUAUCAAGCAGCGGCGGCCGCAGCCAUGUACCCUUACCCCAAUCUCAUCCCGCCGAGCGGGCUGCCAAAGCCGACGCCGACCCACCAGCACCAGUCAUUCUCCAUGGAAAGGCUUCUCGGCGGGUCUCUGUCAGCCCCCGGAGUGCCUGCGGUACCCCCCAACUCGGAGUACCUGCAAAGGCUGUCGCAGACGCCCCUCUUCAACAACCCUUCGCUCGAGCUGUACAACACCCUGCGUCACCUGGCGCCAGCGGCCAUGAUGCCGCGGCCGCGGUUUAGCCCGCCGAUGGUCAGGGACGGCAGCAUCACGCCCACACUGAGCCAGGACUCGCCAAGGCCCGUCAGCCCAGGGUCGUCCCCCGUUCCUCCGACGCAGAGUUUCAAGCCUGUGAGUGCAAAUUCGAGGUCCAGUUAAUGAGACUAACACUUUCGAAUUGUUUAAGACGCGCUAGUGAACUUUUUAUUGUACAAUACCAAAAAUUUAGAUAAAUGAACGUUUAACAAUUGAAUUAUAUUGUGUAUAUUUAAAUAAUUGAUUUCCCGCUUCACUCCUCUCCUCCGCACUUGUAAUUUUUUAAGUGCAUUAACUUAAAGUUGCGAGUACGAUUGUUAAUAUGUAAAUAUUUCUAAUGAGGAGAAAAAAAAUUAAUUUUCGGUCUCGUCCUUCAUAUAGAAGGAAAGAAUUCUUCUGGCAUAAUAGAUAUGUUUGCAUACAUUAUACAAGUUAUUGAUGUAUAAUGUACCUAAUAUCUUUAAUGGAUGAUCUGAGAUGAUUUUGCUCUGUCUGAAAGUGCACGGAUUAAAUAUUCAAUAUUCCGAACUGCAAAA